Rubroshorea leprosula is the source of this 1944-nucleotide messenger RNA. NCBI's taxonomy places the organism in Eukaryota, Viridiplantae, Streptophyta, Magnoliopsida, Malvales, Dipterocarpaceae. The record is from the annotation of a GenBank genome assembly.
UUUUCCCUUCUUGUUUCCAAGCUGUUCAUUUUUCCCCUUCCUCUCUGGCGCGAUUCCGUACUGAGCGCCUAUCUCUGUUGACCGUCGAGGCUGCUGAGUUAGCGUCACCAUUUCCGCCGCCGUUGCCACCGUCUCUGUCUCCCGUCCAGGUGGUGAACGCCACGUGAGCUAGGCCAAACGAUAAAAAUGGCACACAGAUUGUUAAGAGAUUAUGAGGCUGAUGGUUGGGAACGCUCUGACUUUCCUAUUAUUUGUGAGUCGUGCCUUGGUGAUAACCCAUAUGUCAGAAUGACCCGAGCAGAUUAUGAUAAGGAGUGCAAGAUUUGUACACGGCCAUUUACUGUUUUUAGGUGGAGACCUGGACGAGAUGCAAGGUAUAAGAAAAGUGAGAUUUGCCAGACAUGCAGUAAGUUGAAAAAUGUUUGUCAAGUGUGCCUUUUGGAUCUUGAAUAUGGUUUGCCAGUUCAAGUUCGAGAUACCGCUCUUAGCAUAAAUUCAAAUGAUGCCAUUCCAAAGAGUGAUGUGAACAGAGAGUAUUUUGCUGAGGAGCAUGACCGUCGGGCUAGGGCUGGUUUAGACUAUGAGUCCUCAUUCGGCAAGGUACGACCAAGUGACACCAUUUUGAAGCUUCAAAGAACAACACCAUACUACAAAAGAAACAGAGCACAUAUCUGCAGUUUUUAUGUGCGAGGUGAAUGCACAAGAGGUGCUGAGUGCCCUUAUAGGCAUGAGAUGCCAGUAACUGGGGAAUUGUCACAGCAAAAUAUAAAAGAUCGUUAUUAUGGUGUAAAUGAUCCGGUGGCUCUGAAGCUACUCAACAAGGCUGGUGAAAUGCCCUCUUUGGAACCUCCUGAGGAUGAAAGUAUUAGAACCCUGUAUGUGGGUGGGCUUGAUAAAAGAAUCACUGAACAGGAUUUAAGGGAUAACUUUUAUGCCCAUGGUGAAAUUGAAUCUAUAAAGAUGGUGCUGGAUAAAGCAUGUGCUUUUGUUACAUACACAACUAGAGAAGGUGCGGAGAAGGCUGCAGAAGAGCUUUCUAAUAAGCUAGUCAUAAAGGGCCUCAGAUUGAAGCUAAUGUGGGGUAAACCCCAGGCACCAAAGCCUGAAUCAGAAACCUCAGAUGGAGCCAGGCAGCAAGCAGCUGUGGCUCAUAGUGGAAUGCUGCCCCGGGCAGUCAUAUCACAGCAGCAGAACCAAUUUCAACCAUUUGGAACUCAGGACCAAACCCAACCAAUGCACUAUUUCAAUAUCCCGCCACCACCUCAGCAAGAUAGAGCAUUCUAUCCAUCAAUGGAUCCUCAGAGGAUGGGUGCUCUUGUUCCCUCCCAAGAUGGAGAGACCAAACCCGGGUCUGAAAAGCAGCCACAAGGGCAGCAGUAUGCUUAUCAAGCUAUGCCGCCACCCCCACAUGGUCAGUAUCCUCACCAACUUCAUCCACCAUAUGGAUACAUGCCACCAAUACCUCCUUAUCAGCAGUAUCGUCCAUAUCAUUCUGCAAUGCCUCCACCUCAGGCCCCAGCUGCAACACAGCAAUAUCAUCAGGCUGGGCCACCAAGGCCCUCACCUGCAGCUUCUUCUUCAUCAGGAUCAGCAUCUGCACCACCACCACCACCAGUAUCUGCUGCAUCUGGGUCAUCCCAUCAAUGAAGACUUCAAAUACUAUUGUUUGAACUAUUUUAUUGCGGUAAGUUGUAACCAGUCAACUCCAAGCUGGUCUCACAUUUUGGGUUCAAAAUUUUCUUUGCCUGUAGUUUUUAGCCGUCAAAUUUGUUUACUCGUGUGCCAUACGUGUGCUAUGCUACAGUACUACCGUUUUGCUUCCUUUACAUCUAUGAGCUUUGGGUUUAUUUUCCUCAUAAUGGGGAACAGUAGAUCAAAGCUUAGGAGAAUUUCGUAGUAGCAGUUAGAAAAAUCUCUAUCUUCUUUCGCAGGGAAAAGUCUCUA